Molecule: messenger RNA, 1227 nt
Organism: Ostreobium quekettii
Lineage: Eukaryota; Viridiplantae; Chlorophyta; Ulvophyceae; Bryopsidales; Ostreobiaceae
Source: the annotation of a GenBank genome assembly
AUGCACCAGAUGGGCCCCGCGCUGGACGCGGCGGCGACCGGGCCGGGGACCCUGAACGGCGCCUCCCCCAGGGCGCCGGGGCCCAACGACGCCGGGGCGCACAGCAACCUGUACAUCAAGAACAUCCCGCAGGAGGUAGACGAGCAGACGCUGCAGGCCAUCUUCCAGCCCUUCGGGCCGAUCGAGUGCUGCCGCGUGCAGCGCAACCCGAGGAACACCACGGGCCUCACCUUCGGCUUCGUCAAGUUCCAGUCCGUGGACCAGGCGCUGAGCGCCAUCGCGGGGCUCAACGGCGCCACGGUGGCCAACUCGGUGCUGGAGGUGCGCCUGGCGGACGCCGACCCGGCCGAGAAGGCGGCUACCGGUCACACGCCGAGCGACAACCUGUACGUGCGCAACCUGCCCGCGCACUGGCGCGAUGCCGACCUGAGGGCCCUGUUCGCGGCGCACGGCACCGUGGCCGACUGCCGCAUCCUGCCCAACCAGGAGCACCACCGCGGCCUGCAGGCGCUGGUGCGCAUGGCCUGCGUGGAGGAGGCUGCCCGCGCGAUCGCGGCGCUCAACGGCACGCCGCCGGGCGGGGGCGCGGAGAUCCUGCUGGUGCGCUACGCGGACACGGCGGAGGAAAAGGCGCGGCGCAAGGCCAAGCACGAAAACUCGCAGAACAACCGCUACGCGCCCUACCACGCCAAGAGCCUCAAAAUGGCCCGGGGGCCGGCCCCGCCGACGGCCGUGGCCAACGGCGCCUACCCGGCGGCCGUGCUGCCGGCCGUGCCCCAGGCGGUGGCCCAGGCGCCCUACUGCGCCUACCCGCCCGUGGGGUCCGCCCAAGAUCCCGCGAUCCCCCCGCAGGCGCCUGCAUACCCCGGCUACCCGCCGCCGCCGGCAGGCCACGCCUGCGGAGCCCCCGACCCGACCGCUGCUGCGUACUACGGCGCCGCUUACGCCGCCCCCGCCCCCCAGGCGCCCUCAAGCGUGUACGUGAAGAACCUGCCCCACGACGCGGACAAGCUCUUCCUGUACGAGAAGUUCGCGCCCUUCGGAUCCAUCACCAGCGUGAAGGCCAUGCUGGACGAGGGCGGGCGGUGCAAGGGCGUGGGAUUUGUCAACUUUGCGGACGGCACCGGCGCGCUGGCCGCGGUGCAGGGCCUGCACGGCCAGCAGUGCGGGGAGAAGGCGCUGCACGUGAGCCUGCAGACGCACAGGGGCAGCCGCGGCAGCGGCUGA